AUUACGAUUACUUCGAUGUAACACAAAAAAAAAUAAGAUUUUAUUGAACUCCUAAUAAGAUUAGAACUUUUACGGUUUCCUCAACCUAUUUAAACCUGCCAACAAAAAUUUUAAGUCGUAAAAUGUUUUUCCUACAUAAAAUCGCGUUUCUUUUUUUAACAAUCCAAGUAGUAAAACCAAUUCAUCACGAUGAAAUUUGUGGUGGUUUCGACGGAAGGCGUUUGUAUCUCGAAUUAGGCGAGCACGGAACUUUAUUUUCAUCACAUCAUAACUCCACGCAAGAUCGAAAUGGUUUUGAACAUGGUCAGUGUACAUUGGAAAUCGUUACAUGCCCAUCGUGCGUGAUAGCCGUACAUUUUAGUUAUUUAAAUUUAUCUAAUACUUGUGGAAAUGUCGUUGGGGAGUGCCCUUGUAGUUAUAUAUCAAUUUUUGAGCCCCCUUACGAACAAGUAUCUGAGAAGCGUUAUUGUGGAUAUUUUUUGGAUAUGAACAAUUCGAGUUUGUAUUAUAAAAGUAUUACUAGAACGGCGACUAUAAGAUUUUUCUAUAAUACAGCAUAUAAUCAAGCCUUCGUUUUGAAUUAUUUUUCAGAGAGAAAUCGAAGGUUCAUUAAUGGAAAUCCCGAAUCAAAUAACGGGCGAAAUUUUUCAAACGAAAUCACCUCGCCUUAUUUCCCAAAUAAUUAUCCCAGAGAUUUAAGCGUUGAGUAUAUUAUUAAUUGUAAGGUGGUAAAAAUUUGUAGGAUAAAAUUAUCUUUUGCCGAUUUCCAAAUAUCAAGAUCGUCUUUAAUCGAAUUUUUUGAUUGGAACGGACAAAGGAUGUUUGUAACAACGGGCUCAAUAUUUCGCCCUCCAAUUUUAAUCAGUACAGGCCCAACGAUUGUGGUGAGAUUCUACGCAAACGGUGGCACUAACGUUGGGUAUAAAUUUAUUUAUACCUUUUUAAAUGGAGAAUCGAAUGGCACUUUAGCCACGAACACAAAUUGUGGUGGGUUAGUUGAUAAUCUUGGUGGUGGAAUUACAAUGAACGAUAUGGUUGAAACCGGUAUAAAAAAAUUUGACUGCAUAUGGAUUUUAAAACCACCCCAAGGAUAUCUUCACCAAAAAACGCAUUUAUUCAUUAAAAUUACAAAUUUCGAAUAUUUCGAUAAUAACACAAAAUUGAUUAUAAAAGAAGGAUUAAACUCAAAUGGGCCCUCGAUCACGAAUAUUUUAACUCAAACGCCGUAUCGAUCCCGAGAACACGUUGUCCCUAGUAAUCAAGGAUUUUACAUCAGUUUACAGGGCGAUUUCAAUCAAAGAACAAAAUUGGAAAUUGUUUAUGCUGCAUUUAGUUAUAGAGAUUGCAGUUUAGGUACAGAUUUUCUUUGUCAAAAUCAAAGAUGUAUAUCGCCAAAUUUAGAAUGCGACGGUUUCAAUCAAUGUGGAGAUAAUAGCGAUGAACCUGAAAUAUGUUCAAGAAAUAAAAUAGCAAGGAUGUACACUCCAAAUUUUUACUUUCCUAAAGGAGAACGAGACAUUGAUUUAAAAACGGCGACAAUUAUAUUUGUUAUUAGCAGCUUUGCACUAAUAUGUUUAGUAGUUUCAUUAAUCGUCUUAGUGUAUCGCAUCAACGUAAAAGGAACUCGAAGGAACCACUUACAAGCUCAUUUGCAAAGUAUUAAUGAAUUAUUAGAUGAAACUUUAUCCCGCACAGAAGAAGAAGAAAUAAUUAUUCCCGAUGAUCCUCCGUGUUACGAAGCACCACCAACUUAUGCAGACGUAAUAAAAGUAUUCGCUGAAUCCGAUCGAAACACAAUCGCAGUGUUAAAAAUUCCAAAACACAGGCAUUGCGGGAAACACACAAAAAAGCAUGUAGAUGUUGAAACUUCAAGUGUUUCAACCGUUGAUAGUACGGCUAAUUUAAUUGGAAAUCCAAUUCAGAUAAGUUCUUUGGAAUGUUCCAUUCCGCAAAUGAUUUUGGAGACAAAAGGAAUUGAACAGUUUCAACCGGGAACCAGCCAAAGUGGUAAUGAUACACCGCUUGAUAAUAAAGAACCUAAUCGAUUAUCUAAAUGGUUAAAAAGAGAAACCGAUUUUUCCUUCGCGUCGAAUGAAGGAUUUUUUUCGACUAUUUUGGCAAGUCGGAAUCAUUGCCUAUCUGAUAGCGAUCUUACAUCUGUUAAGGGCUUCGUUGAGGAAAAUUCGACGGCGAAUGUUUUUAAGAUAACUCGAAGUUUGUCCAUUGAAAAUUUGUGUAAAUUGUAAUUUUUGUUCGUAAUAAAACUUUGUUGAUUUAGAA
Molecule: messenger RNA, 2280 nt
Organism: Onthophagus taurus
Lineage: Eukaryota; Metazoa; Arthropoda; Insecta; Coleoptera; Scarabaeidae
Gene: Culd
Product: CUB and LDLa domain
Molecular function (GO): protein binding
Source: RefSeq, a predicted model, not a curated record